Sebastes umbrosus (honeycomb rockfish) is the source of this 5197-nucleotide messenger RNA. RefSeq names its product transmembrane protein 132A (gene tmem132a). The transcript is spliced from 14 exons. The coding region runs from base 726 to 3920 and encodes 1064 amino acids. Lineage: Eukaryota; Metazoa; Chordata; Actinopteri; Perciformes; Sebastidae. The record is from RefSeq and is a predicted model, not a curated record.
CUUACCCGACCUCUUCUUUAUGACGUCUUGACACGUUCUAACAAUGUCAUGUAACUUUGGCCCUUGCUCCUAAACAGAGAUCAUAACAUUUGAAUCAACUACCAGCUACAGUAGUCUUAUUAUACAUGUGCAUUGUUGUUGUAACCAUAUACGUUUAACUACAGCACAAACCACAUACAGCUUUAGUGUAUGUGUACGAUUAGUUGGUCUUAUCCAGUCACUGCAAUGCACACACUCACACACACACACACACACACACACACACACACACACACACACACACAUAGGGAGAGGGCAAGAAGCAAAAGAAAAAAAAUUAUGAGAAAAAUGAGAUACGUACAGAAGGGGAGGGGAAAAGGACAUAGCACAGACAGAGAGAGAGAGAGAGAGGAUUAUUUACCGUUUUAAACGAAUAAAUCUGUAUUGUGUGAAUCUGGCACAGGGAGGGAGGGCAGAGAGAGAGAGAGAGAGAGAGAGAGAAAGAGAGAGAGGGGUGGGGGGGUUGUUUAUAGCAACAGCAGACCAGCAAAGAAGAGCGAGAGAGACACAAAAAAAAACAUAUAACUGUUUAUUCGAAAAUAUUUUAUUUUUUAUAGUUAGUUCUCUUUUGUUGUGAAGUAUUUUUGAAGCAGUGAUGCGGCUCUGAGCAGGGACGGAGGCAGCAACCUGCUUCAAACCGGCCUCGAGGAAAAGAUGUAACUGCUGAAACAGACAGGUGUGCGGUGAUGGCGGGUGUCAGCUCGGGAAGAAGAAGAGUUAGUAUUCUGCUGCUCUAUUGGAUUUUCAUAGAAGUCCCUCCAUCUCUCCUGCAGCCUCCUCUCCCUCUCUCCCUGCCAGUCCACAUGUCAGUUGUCCCUCCACCCUGGCAGUUCCUCCCUCUGUCUCAGGCUGAGCUGGGCCCUCUUUUCUCCAACUCCAGCCCCUUCUCCUUCUCCCAGAGUCUGUUCAUGGUGCCCCCGCCCGACCAGGCCCCCAGACCAGGUCUCCAGGCUUCAUUUGGCCCUUACUCAGUUACACAGCUCAUAUCAGAGCACCUCCUCCCUCUCUCCCCCCUUCUGUCCGCCUCCCUCCUCUCAGAGUAUGUGGAGAGAGAGAGGGAUGAGGGCAGGCAUGCGAGGUUCAGGGUGAGGGCGCUGUUCCACACACGGGGCGACACCAGCACCCGAGGGAUCUGCAUCACCCUGCACGCCUUCAAGGAGACUGAGGAGCACAAGGCCUCCUGUAUCACACAGCCUCCUCUAGGACUAUGCGUGGUAACUCUGACACUGCCCAGUGACUGGUUUGAGGAUCAACAUAUCAACCAAUCAAAUCAGGAUUUGGAAAAGUGGCACAGUAACAUCCACCCUCGUCACCGGCUGCAGAGGCGAGAACGGCAAAGGAGGGGACAUCCUCACGGCAACUUUGUCAACCGCCAGCAUACCACUUCUCCUUCACUCAGAUACCAUCUAGGUGUUGAUGGGGACACCCAGGAGGAAGUUCCAUGGGCCUUCAGACACCAACGGGUUCCCAGGAGAAACCAAAUACAGCUUUACUACUCCUCCUCCGACACAGUGGCUGACCUAAACCUGACACCACCAGGAUGUGUGGAGGACAAAGCAGCUCAGUCCCAGAGGCAGCUUGUCCAUAUCAAAGCAGUGACACUGAAGGAGGAGGAGGAGAAUGAAGAGAGGGAGCAGAGCAGGACCAAAGAAGAAGAAACCUGUUUGAAUGGGCAGCAAGAGGAGGAGCUUAGCUUGGACCCCCAUGUCAUGAUUCGCUAUCACAUGGGCCCGGUCCUGAUAGGACAGCCAAUCAGAGUCUCUGUGAAUCUGAGAGCCAACUUCAGUGCUGAGUUUGUUAUUAUAAGGCUGAAGGUAAAGAAGGGCUUGGUGUCGAUGGUGGCCCAGAGAACUCUGACCUCUGACCUGUGGGCAGUGACCCUGGAGAGAAACCAAGGCUCCAAACACGACGUGGUGUCCAUCCUCUGCCACAAACACAGCACACUCAAGCACACACACAAUCCCACUUUACUCCAGCAGGUUGUGUGUCUGUCAGUCGACGGCCUGAGGCAGAGCUUUGGUGUUGCCAUGACGGUGUCUGCUAACUGGUGGGUGGAGUACUCCGGGCGUAAUAACCACCUAUCGCCACAUGGAGCAGCAGUGAGCAUCUUCUCAUUUGCUGAUCGACCCAUCUUUAGCAUCGCUCCCAUCACAGAGACUAACACGAUCAUCAACACAGCCAUACUGACCAACCAGCCGGUGUCACUUCCAGUCAUUGUGCUGGCCAUAAACCGUGAUGGGACGGUGUCAGACGUCACCUCUGCAGUCAAGUGCCACUCUACCAACGAGAACACUGUCAAGGUGUCCAGCGAUUGCUCAACGGUCUUUGUGGAUGGCAGUGAAUCAGGGUUGGGUAACACCUGUGCAGUCGUGGAGUUUCUUCUAGGUGCGCUCCGUGGCUCUGUGUGUGUGGAGGUGUGGGCUCCUUCAGUGCCCCUGCGAGUGUCCUUGGCAGACCCCGUACUCAAUGCUAUUGAUGGCUGGAACCACUUCACAAAGGAAGGGUGUGUACCGGUGUAUCAGCGCUCCUCAGUCCAGGUUCUGACUCAGUUCAGAGCUCAGGAUUCUAAUGGCAGAAUCACGCACCUCCUGGGUUCAUCUGAUUGGUUCGUGGAUGUUACAGAGCUGGUCCGUAACUGGCUGAGAGUAGAGGACCCUCGAGUGGCUUCCCUUGGCACCCAGAACAACCUGAUUGGUUUACAACCAGGACAGACAUCACUCUAUGUCGUCUCUGAGCAGUGGGAUGGUGUGCUGGGCAGAUGUGACAUCACUGUGACCUCUGACCCCGUUACCCCCGGGGACCUGUCGGUGCAGGUGGUCAGCGGCCUCGGCAUGUCAGUCACCGCUAGCCCCACCCACCCGUCCAUUGUCACGACAACAGUAACAGCCUACAACAUCCUGUACAACCAUCACCAGGAGGCUUCCAUCAGCGUCUGGCUCCAGUUCAGUGACGACACCGCCUCCCUCCUCUCCUCCUUCAGCGACCUUCCCUUCUUCCUGCGUCUCUCCUCAUUGGCUGAGACGGUGGUUGUGGUGACGCCCAGCCCCAGCCAACGCAUCUUUGCCCAGGGCGACGGAGGCGGGCCUUUACUGCGUGCAGAACUUCUGGUUUCAACCUGUGCCGUCCAGCCUAUCACCUCCAACUCCAUCAGUGAAGGCAACAGGGACUGGACGGACACCGGAGGAGGAGGCGGGGCAAGGAGGCUGGCGAAAGGAUCUGGUUGGAUAAGAGUCAACCUAGACCUGGGCUUCCUGCAGCCAAUAGGGGAUAAGGAUGAGGAAGGCAAGAAGUUUGAGCUUGACAUUUCAGACACGCUGGUUGAGUCAGACAGCGACAUCUAUGCGUCGAACUUUGACGAGGACGAAAGUGAGAAUGUCAGCAGUGACUACUACGACAAAAUCGAUGGGAGGAGAACUGAUAGAAACUGGAACGAGGUCGGGAACGGAGGGAUGGUCAGUCGGAACAAUCUGGAAAGAGCUGUGCUGAUGCCAAGCCAGGAGGAGGGCGCUUUGUAUUUCUCCCCGAGCCAGGAGAAAGAAGGUGAGAGGAGGAAAGAGGAGGAGGAAGGGCAGGGAGCUCGAGAGCUGGAGGUGGGUUUGGGCGCUGUCCUCUCUCUGGUCUGUCUCUCUGCUGUCCUCUUCCUGGCAAACUGUCUGCCCUGCGCCCUGCAAGACAGGAGGAUGACGACGAUGGAGGAGGAGAGGGAAGGAGAAAUAGAGGGAGGUGCAAAGGAAGAAGAUGAAGAGGCGAGGAAGAAGAAAGAGGAGAAGGAGGACAGGGAGGCACAUGAGAGGAAGAAGACAGAAGGUGAAGACAAGAUACAGCCGCAGCAUGAGGCGAACAAUGAAGAGGAUAUUAAAGAAGUAGAGAUCAUUUGCUGAUAUAUGCACAGGCUGAGCUGAAUUUCAGCUCAAAUCUGUUCUCAGCAGGAACAUGGAGUGAAGUCAUUAUUGUAACAGCUUGUUAUCACUUGUUUAGUAUAAUAUUACACUAGCAGACAAACCACAGCCUCGCUCUCAUAGAGACUUUACAGUUUGUGAUUGCCCUGCUCAACAUUUCUUUGUUUUACCCACAGUGGAACCAUGACUUGUGAUCACUUUUUUGGGGGGCAGUUGGGUAAUUUUGUUGCAUCACUUCAAAUGAUGCAACACUGUGUGAUGUGGCUGCUUUGUGCUGCACUUUAAUCUAUCUGUACAUUUAAUUUCAUGUCUUCAGAUCCAAGCUCAGCAACAGAAAAUGUGUGUAUUGUUGGAUUCUGGGUUACAGCUGAAACAAAACUACUGGCCCAUUUUGCAUCCUGAAUGCAAUUUUUUUUUUUUUAAAUUAGUUGGUUCUUUUCUGUUAUUUGUUUGUGUGACUGUGAGUCUUGGAGCUGCUGUGGUGGUGAAUUGUUUGUCUCAACGAUAAAAGCUUUUAUUUAUUCUAUUUAACGGCGGGUUCACAUAGGGAAUGGAAGGGAAUGUUAAUCAUCCCGCGAGCCGAAGCCUGGCUCUUCCGGCAUAAACUGCGAGCUCCCAGCAAUAUUCCUACUGACACUAUAGAAUACAUUUUUUUUUUAAUCCAAAAUGAUUCUGUAAAAAACAUAGAAUAAAACAAUAUAAGAAAUAAUUAAAAUACUAGAGUUCACUAAACAAAGGGGUUGUUUAUGUAUAUCAUAUAAAGUAUAUUUAUAUGUAUGAAGUACUGACUCCUAUUCUGUUCCUGGGGCAGCACAUUGGUCAGAGGUGAGCUACUUGAAGGCCAGACGCAAUAUGUGUGCUGGAUCAUGGAGAAUUGUACUGGCCAUCUGAAGGGCUCUUUGCUUCUGUUUGGUAACCAGAGACCUUAGAGGGAGACCCGUGAUCUUGGAACAUAUACCUACAACAUUGUGUAAACUCUAAUUAUUGGAUAGUUAGUAAUUGGUACCAACAUAUCGUGAAAGAGUAAUAACACUCUCUAUGAAGCAGUUGUAGAAUGCUAAACACGACUCACCCUAACUAAGUUCAUAUUCCCCAGGAAGUCAUUGCUGGUGCUUUGUAACUAUUUCAUCUGUGUUAUUGUCAAACUGUACCGAAGUACUUAUACUGUUCCACCACUAUACUAAUGGCUGCUUGUGGAAUACUGUAAAUCCUAUUUUGUACUGUUCCUUAGAGAAAAUAAAAAUAUCUUCUUACUCCUA